This is a messenger RNA of Saccostrea cuccullata (small rock oyster), 1184 nucleotides long. Its product is annotated as nuclear envelope integral membrane protein 1-like. Gene Ontology annotation, cellular component: nuclear envelope. The record is from RefSeq and is a predicted model, not a curated record. The annotation marks the transcript as partial. The transcript is spliced from 8 exons. Lineage: Eukaryota; Metazoa; Mollusca; Bivalvia; Ostreida; Ostreidae.
CGUCACCCAAGUUUGUUUUGAUAAAGAUGGCGCUGAAUUUGUUUUUUCCUGUUGUACUGCUUUUAUUUUCCUUUACAGUCAUAAAUACUAGUAGCAUUGAUGGGUGUAAUGUAGGGGAAACAGAAUGUUUGGAAUUUAAUGUAUUAAAAGAUCGCACAGUUGACCAUGUUUUGUCAAAAGAUGAGUAUGUUGAUGAGCCGUAUUACUGGAAGAUUUUCUGCUUUAAAGGACUUUCAGAGUCGGUCAUUUUCUUGUGGGUGAAUCCUGUGAUGAAGCUUAAUUUUAGCCAUGUACCGAGCCACUUUAAGACAGUCCGAGGAAAAACGGUACAGGAAGUCAAUAACCAGAGGGAUUCCUUCAGUCCAGUGUACAGUGUCCUCCAAAAGUUGAGACUGGUUGUUCAGAGAGAGGUGGAAGAAGUACCAUUUAUUGCCUUUAACCAGAGCUGUAUUGGUGUGCAGUCGGACACACCAUUCACCGCCAAAUUUUUAAUCAAAAAUUUGGAACCCUGGCUUUUAGCCUCUCUAGGAUUUGGAAUUAUUCUCUUCUUAUCAGCAGGAAGUUGGAGUCACAAUGUGAAGCUCCAUUAUGGUUUUGGUGUAGGGGUAGGAGUGAUGGCAUCCCUCCUGGUUAUAGCUUUUGUGAUGAGCAGGAUGUUCCCUCAGCUUUAUACAAUGUUCACACCAUUGUAUGAUAAUGUACCGAGCCUUAGGAAACUUGGUUAUGUACUGAUGGCAAUAGGAUGUUCUACCUACAUGUACUUAUGGACGUACAUUGUGCAACAUUUCUACGAGACCUCCUCCAGUUUGUUUGGCAUGUAUUGGCAAUGGAUUGUGGGAUACGUCCUAGUCUCGGCCCUCGUCAGUUUCGCCCUCUGUUAUCGCUACGGUCCAGUGACUGAGCCUAGGACACUGAAUCUGAUCAAGUGGUGUUUACAGUUGAUUUCAUUGGUGUUCAUCUACAAUGGUACACAGAUUCGAGAGGCAUCGGUAGCCAUUAUUGUAACAUUGAUUACUCUCUAUAACCUUCCUGCUGGAUUAUUUGACAACAAGUUUACUAGAUAUAUUAGGUACAGACUUUUCAAACCCAAGAUCAAGCUUCUGACUGAACAAGAGUACCAGCAGCAGGGCUUUGAGGAGACAAAGAAAGCCCUUGAGGAACUGAGGAGUUUCUGUCAGAGUCCU